Molecule: messenger RNA, 769 nt
Organism: Closterium sp. NIES-67
Lineage: Eukaryota; Viridiplantae; Streptophyta; Zygnematophyceae; Desmidiales; Closteriaceae
Source: the annotation of a GenBank genome assembly
CUUUUCUGUUCUCCUGGGUUCUGUGACUGCCGGAUCGAGAUGGGCUGUUUUAGUGGCGCCUCAAUUGAGCGGGCUUGCGAGUGUGGUGUUCCUGUCGCAGCCAGCUCCAGACGUUCACUACGGUGACGCCCUGCUCCCGGACGAUGGGGGUUUUCCUGCGGCGUUCUAGUCAUGAGGGCGUAAUCAUGCGUGGAACGCACGUGCGACCGCGAUGUUGUGCGUGAGGCUGAUGCGAUCGUCAGCACAGGCGAAGCAUCACCCACCGAUACCGCGAGGGUUUCAGAUCCUCUCUUGCUCAAGCUACCAGGCUCCUGUCGCCAAGAGGGUCCUUUUUGUAUCUGCGGCCACACCGCACCCCAGUGAUAGCUGCAUACCCGUUUCGCGCCACGCCCUCCGUGCUGGAUGCGAAAGAGCGUUUCACACAUUCCCAUGCUCGCCAUGGCGCCGUUCAGCACCUAUUUCUCCGCUCCUCACCCGCUGUCCCCGCUGUCCCUUGUUUUCCUCCUAUCCCGUUUCUCUCCCGCCCUUUCAGUCUCCUGUCCCCAGAUGCUGCGUGCUGCUGCUCCUCCCGAAGCACCAAAGCUUCGCGCCAAUGGGCGUGGUCCGUUGCCUGUGCUGUUGGAAAUUCCGACAUUUUCAAGCGCUCAAAUACCGCAGCCGUAUCUUACAGGGCUCGCGCCAAGAUUUGUAAAUGCAGUGUAUAAAUAUGGCAAUACGACUGGGCUCCUUCACUACAAAUAGUGCUCUAUCAGAUACCACAUGAACUAAA